AGUGAGACGACGUUGAACUUUCAUUGGUGGCUGAUUUGAUUAGUGGUCAGAGUUAGCAUCCCAAAAACUAUGGUUGUUUGUGAAAUAAAUUACAAACAAAGUCCUACAUCUCAGGCUAUAGUUCGUAAGCAAAAACAAGAACAGAAUAACUUCAGUGACACAUACUUUGUCAAAGUUGGACGGCCGAGUAUAGACGCUUUACUUUUAUUAUGAUAACACUGAGGGAAACUGGUUGUUAGCCAUGAUAACACACACCCCGCCUCUUAAUGUAGCAUUGAGGAUGCUAGCACUGUGAAGACAAGGCGACCAGAAAGUCUACCUGAAGACGAGGACUGACGUUGAGAACAGAACUGUUUAAAGCAAACGGAGGACUUGAUUUGAAGCCCUGCUUUACUCCUCAUGUAGUAGCAGUCAGCCAGGUUAUCUCUAAUAAGCUAUACACUCCACUCCCUGUCACUCCCAAGUCAAACCUGCCCAACCUGUCUGCAACGUGACAAGAAGAGUGGGUGGUUGGAUUAUUUCACAACAGAUUCAACUGUAGGCUCAGGAAGACAGGUGGAGGAGGUGGAGAAGGAGGCCAUGGAGGGAGACAGCACAGAGGACAUUGAGUCUCUCAUGGAGGACAUGGACUACAUCCCUGGUCACUUCCACCUGGAGCUCAACCUGAACUGUGAUCCUGUGGGGCCAGUGAAGCUGAGACUCAGGGACACUUACCUGAAACAGGAGAGUCUGAGAGGAGAGCUGGAGGCUGAGGCUGGGUGUCUACUGUACGCCGUCAGAAAUCUGCUGGGCCUGCUGGCCUUUCAUCUGGAACAGCUGGACACAGCAGAGGAAAUGUUCAGGAGCAUUUGUAAAGAAGACCCUGGUAACCUCAAUGCCUGGGCCAACCUGGGCUACGUCUAUGACAAGCUGAGGAGGGAGGUGGAUGCGGGGGAAUGCGUGGAGAAAGUGUCCCAACUCAUGGGGUUAGAUGCAGGUGAGGCCUCUAAGGAGGAGACCCGGGUCCUGGCGUCCCGCUGCCUGGCUGAACAAGCCUACGUGUAUCCUUACGAUGUGGAGCUGGACGCUGAGGAAGACCUGAGGGAGAGACUGACGGCAGCACUGAUACUGUACAAAAGAGCCCUGGACUAUGGGGGGGAUCUGAUACCGUUGGAAGAAAAGCGUAGCUGGUAUUUUAAAAUGGCAACCAUCUACAUAAGACUCGACGACAUAGUAAAGACCAAAGAGGACUCUGAGUACUCCAGACUUUCUCACUUCAAUAAAGGACUGAGACUCCUUAAAGAAUCAUUACAGUCUGAGAAGACACAAAACAAAGGUCAACAUGCUCUUGCCUGGUGUUAUGUCGGCCUCAUGCUGGAAAGGAAGGAGGAGUUCAGCACGGUGCCCAUGUCCAUACACGACUGUGGCUACUCCGCCUCUGAUCCUCUGUCCUGCUACGGAACUGCCAUAAACCUGGCCAGUGAUGAUGCAUUCACCCUGAACUUUCUGGCAAAGAUCUUCUUCCUGCUGGGCAAACAUGAGAUGGCCACAGGGAUCUGCAACAUGGCCCUGAACGUCCUCCCAGACCCAGAGCUCAACUGGCAGGCUUACUGCACGCGUGCAAAGAUCAAUAUGAUGCUCUACAUCCGGGAUCUGGAGAUUGCAAAACAGGGUAAUGGUGGAAUCCCAGACCGCCAGAAGCUAACUGAGGCCAGAAAAGACUUGGACAAGGUUCUGACUGUACGCCCGUGUCUGCGGACUCACCUGGGAAUGGCACAGGUUUACUACUACAUGGGUGUAGAUGCCCUGCAGGAGAGUCUUUUGGUGGAUGAAGGGGCAGUGAACUGUGCUCUGGUGAGUCUGUCUCAUGCUCUACAGUUUGAGCUGAGUGACAGCCUGCCGGACCUCCAUGUGCUCCGUGGACGCUGCCUCCUGUUGAAAGGCGAGGAGCAGAAUGCUGCAGACUGCUUCAAACGGGCUAUGGAGCUGGAGAGACCUGCAAGCAUGGACACCACAGCUCUGCGCUGCCUCCUACAGGCUCUCCUUGCUCUGUUCAUGCAGGGAGGCCCUGACCCCGUCCAUGCCACCACACAGCUGGAGCAGGCAGUGAAAAAGGCAGAGGAGAGGUACCCUGCAGACACUGUGAAAGCUGAGCUUCGAUGCCUGUACAGGUCUCACACAGCAGAGGUGACAGAGUUAUCACGGGCUCUGAUCAAGACCUGCAGACUGAGCCUGGUGAGGAGGCUGCUGGACACUGUGGUGCCUAAACAAAUUAAUAAGAAGAGACCAAUAUCAAAGUCUUACUCUGUUACAUGAAGCAAAGUGUGCAUUUAAUAGAUAUUCUGGCACAGUUAUUAAUGACAAAAAUGAACUAGCAAGCGCUAUAAAUACACUGUCUGUUCUGUAACUGUAUGUUCUGAAGCUGCAAAUUGAAUCUAUCUAAUGAACGUGAAAAACUUCAGGAAAUGUGGGAUCGACAGAGUAACCUACAGUUAUAGUAUUACAGCAAAGGAUACUUAAAGCAUGUUUUAUGAUUAAGAGCUGGUUGGAAAUGUAAGGUUUGUAUAAAAAGGAUGGUCAUAACUUGUGAGAGCAUUAUUGACUUGAAGAAAGGGAGGUUAGGCGUAUCUAAAAGAAACAUUCAUGGCUCUUUGAGUUAAGAGUUGAAAUACAAAUACUGCACCAUCACUGGAACACUUACUGUAAAUACUCCACCCUGAAAACCAGCAGGUGGGGGUAAACACAGUUAAGAUGGUGCUUAGUUGAUGAAAAUAAGAUGUUGGUGUAAAAAAGAUUUUUAAUAUGGUUAUGUGACAAAUUAAUUAUAACAUUUCAACACCUACAUUCGUUGCACUUAAUGCUUUAUUGAGUGUAAAUAUGUAACCCAGAUCUCAAUCCAACUGGACACCAACUCAUGGUGACUUUCAAUCAGUGUGUUUGAAAGAGUACUUCACCAGUAUCAUCACAAUACCAUGAGAGGAAGUCUUUGAGUGGAAAACAUGUAUUCUCUCCAGUGAGGUUUAAAACACUUUUAGAACAUGUCUUCAUUUUAGACUGCUGUUGAGAAAAAAGAGAAUAACUGUUCCAGUUUGUGUCAGACAUUUAUGCCUGCUGCCAAUAUUGACACCACAUAUUAGUUUAGCCAAGUGUAUAUUGAUUAAACAAUGUUUGAUUUUGUAGUGUGAAAAAUAAAGAUAGUGAACAAAAGUGUUACAACUAAAAUACACAAAACCCUUUGUUGAUUUCAGUCAUCAAUAUAGUAAUCUAUUGACUUAGCUCAUUGCCCUUUGGGUUUGGAGGACUUCCUUGUGUAAUUGGAGGUUAAGCAUCAAAAGAAGCCUAUUUUCAUGUAUAAAAGAGAGAAGAAGAGAAGCA
Notolabrus celidotus (New Zealand spotty) is the source of this 3354-nucleotide messenger RNA. RefSeq names its product tetratricopeptide repeat domain 22 (gene ttc22). The record is from RefSeq and is a predicted model, not a curated record. The transcript has 11 exons. Lineage: Eukaryota; Metazoa; Chordata; Actinopteri; Labriformes; Labridae. Gene Ontology annotation, molecular function: protein binding. Bases 580 to 2295 code for a protein of 571 amino acids.